Messenger RNA from Cylindrotheca closterium, 1635 nucleotides. NCBI's taxonomy places the organism in Eukaryota, Bacillariophyta, Bacillariophyceae, Bacillariales, Bacillariaceae. The record is from the annotation of a GenBank genome assembly.
AUGUUCUCCAGCCCAUCUAACAAUGCUCGUACCAUGCCUUCUCCUGAUAGCAAAAUGCUGAAUCCAAGAGUCGUCGAUAAUCCAAAGAACAAACCAAUUCCACCCAACGCAAUACCAAUGGGGAGAAACUGGAACAAAAAUGACGAUAUUGCUGCUCUCCAUGUCAUGUAUCAAAAAGUAGUCGAGGAGAAUGCCGAAGACUAUGCUCAGUCGGAUGGAAAGAAGGUAGUAAGCCAAAGGAUCGCAAAACUCUUGGAAGCGAAAGGGAUUCGUUUCGUUCGCCAUAAUCUCGAGAAAGAGUGUUGGGAAGACGCACCACCCACAAGUGUCUUGAAAAAAAUAUCAGCUGCUUGUCGAAAAUGGAAGAAUGCAAAAUCUUCUUGUCUUCAACAUCCUGCAAAGCCAAAACAGACCAAAAGGAAAAAGGACGUUUGUCAUUCCAUAUCAAACGAUCUAGACAGCUCUCAAGAAGUCAUUCGGACAAGCACUACUACUCAUAUUACUACUGUUUCGGAAUUACCAAUUUCAACUCGAAGAUCAUCACGGGUUGCAGCAACGGGAAGCACAGUAGUCAUUGCCCAAACGAGCAAAAUGGCGAACGCCCAUGAAUCAAAGGUCGCUUCUACAGGAUCCCAUGUUCCGGUCGAAGACCCAAACAUGCCAGUUCAUGAAACCACUGCCUGGAUCAAAACCAAUCACUUGGGUGGUCUGGUUGCCCAUCUCUUCCCACAAUCCCCAGGAUCACCCCUUCGAGCUGUCCCAGUGGGGACUGUUUUCGAACCGAAUCCUUUGCCCCAAAACAACUAUGGUAUUCUCAACUCCACAACCUACAGCUCUCCGCAACUUGGCGCAUUGUCCUCUUACCAAAAGCUAGGAUACAACUGGACAGAACCUCAGCGGCUAGUGAAAAGUUCAAACAAGCGAGAUAUUGAUUCGAGCACAGGAUACCCAACAAAAAGCAAAAAGGCUCGCAACAACGGCGAGGAAGCGGCAGAGGAAACAUAUUCUCAUAUCCCAGUAGCCACAAUCUUGCCUUCAUCAGACUAUCAACCUCUUGAAACAAGUUCACAUAUCAAAUCACUUGUGACCACUGAGGAACUUCUCACUCCGAUUGCUUCCCGUGACGAUGGCCACAAGGAAACGAAGGUAGAAAAAGGCCAAGCAGAAGCAGGUAUUGCACAAGAAUGCGUAACUCCAGACCUGGGAAUCGACAAAGAAACGCUACAAGAAAAAGGCCAAGGGGGAGAAGAUGUUUCAGGAGAAUGUGUAACUCCAGACUUGGAUGUUCCCAGUGAUAUCCUUGGCUCACUCGGAGAGGGCGAACCUUGGUGGUCUGGAAUGCAAACCGACCAAAAUUCCUUUCUCGCUGAAACCGAUAACCUGCUUGACCAAUCCCCAUUUGCAUCCUUCGAACCAUCUAGCCCCAUGGGGUUGUCUGCCACCCUACAGUUGCUUUCGGAUUUUGAAGAAGAUUUCGAAAACUCGACCUUGUCGAAGUUAUCAGCAUCCUUCAGCAUUCCACAUUGCCAGUUUGAAAAUUUGGAAGAUCUUGACUCGACUUUGCAAAGUGUUGAUAUGGAUGUACUUGCAAGUCCUGCCAAGCUGGAUCCGGAAGUAACAACCCAGGAGUCUUGA